This is a messenger RNA of Didymodactylos carnosus, 131 nucleotides long. NCBI's taxonomy places the organism in Eukaryota, Metazoa, Rotifera, Eurotatoria, Philodinida, Philodinidae. The record is from the annotation of a GenBank genome assembly.
AUGAUUACAGUUGCAAAAUCGUUUGAUGCGCCAAUCAAAUUACUAUUUCCACAAGAUUUGAUUGAAAAUGGUGCACUAGCCGGCUUACUGUCAAGACAACAUCACAAAGAAACACAAAGGUUAGGUAAUAU